This is a messenger RNA of Merops nubicus (carmine bee-eater), 966 nucleotides long. Its product is annotated as G-protein coupled receptor 35-like. Gene Ontology annotation, biological process: phospholipase C-activating G protein-coupled receptor signaling pathway; chemokine-mediated signaling pathway; positive regulation of Rho protein signal transduction. The record is from RefSeq and is a predicted model, not a curated record. The transcript has a single exon. Gene Ontology annotation, cellular component: membrane. NCBI's taxonomy places the organism in Eukaryota, Metazoa, Chordata, Aves, Coraciiformes, Meropidae. Gene Ontology annotation, molecular function: chemokine receptor activity. The coding region runs from base 1 to 966 and encodes 321 amino acids.
AUGGAGAACUGCACCGAAAACAAUGCAGUGCAAAAUGGCACUGUGCUGUUUCAAGUCAUCGUCUACAUCCCUGUGCUCUCCCUGGGGAUCCCACUGAACACAGUUGCCUUCUGGAUCUUCUGCUGCAGACUCAAGAGGUGGACCGAGACCAGGGUGUACAUGAUCAACCUUGUGAUCGCAGACAGUUUCCUGCUCUUUGCCCUGCCUUUCCUGAUAUAUUUUACCAAGUACAACCAUCCCAUAGACAAGCUGUGCUCCACCAUACAGAGAAUCUAUUUUACCAACAUGCCUAUGAGCAUCCUUAUCAUCACCCUGAUUGCCAUUGAUCGAUACAUUGCAAUCAAGUUCCCUCUAAAAGCAAAGACUCUUCGAUCCCCACUGAAAUCAGCUUCUAUCUGUGGGCUGCUUUGGAUAAUGCUAAUAACUUAUUCCUACUUGCAGCCAAACUUUGAUGAAGAAAAGGAACAAUUCUGCUUUCGGAAAGAAUCUAUUGACCCUAAUUAUUUAUCGUUAUUUUCCACUAUUUUUGGUUUCUUUGUUCCCUUAGCGAUUGUGAUUUUUUGCUCUGUACAAGUCGUCAGUUGUCUCAAAAAGAAGAUGGCCACGAGCCCUCAUGAGACAAAGUUAAUCCAGAAAGCAAUCUACAUUGUUUCUGUGAAUUUAUGUGUGUUCAUCGUAUGUUUUGCACCUCUCUACAUCACGCUGCUCUUACGAUUUGCAGUGGAUGUUUCUGGAGCUUGUUCCCUGCUCUCGGGAGUUAGAACCUGUAUUCGGAUCUGUGCAUGCUUAGCAAACUCUAACUGCUGUUUGGAUGUGUUUUGCUAUUACUUUGCAGCCAAGGAAUUUCAGGAAUUUCCUUCUCUGUUCCCUACUUGUAUAUCAAUGAGGUCCAAGAUGAACCACAGCAAAGAGUCACAGCUACCUACAGAUCAAGACAUGACACAGACGAGGUCUUGUGCACCAUAG